Molecule: messenger RNA, 501 nt
Organism: Psylliodes chrysocephalus
Lineage: Eukaryota; Metazoa; Arthropoda; Insecta; Coleoptera; Chrysomelidae
Source: the annotation of a GenBank genome assembly
AUGGUAUUUUUUUUAAGGCAAAGUGAGGAAACUCAACGAAAGGAAUCACAGUCUAUAAAUUUAGAUUAUACCGAUGACGACGAGGUAAUGAGUAGUCCUGCUAAUCCCACCAUACCUCCCACACCAAAAAUGUCAAUAACUAAUAGAAAACCAGCAACUCUGAUUGCUCCAAAAAGCAUGAAGAUUGGGCAAACAACAGGAAAACAAAGUCAUACUGACAAGGCUAUACAGGAAUUACGAGAACUUUCUGAAAAGCUUGAUACCCCUGCUGAUGAUAAUAAUAAUAAUGAAUUUAACUAUUUCGGAAAAUUCAUUGCAUGCCACCUUCAAACGUUUUCAGAACAUUUAGCUCUCGAAUCAAUGGCCUUCAUACAGUCUUAUUUGAUUCAACAACGCUUAAAGAAUAAUACAAAAAACAGUCAACAGAUUGUUUACAGGGAAGAAAGUAUAUUAUAUUCAGCUGCAAAUUCCUACGAGUAUUCUGAUUAUAUAACCAUAUAA